Messenger RNA from Chlorocebus sabaeus (green monkey), 2415 nucleotides. The record is from RefSeq and is a predicted model, not a curated record. Lineage: Eukaryota; Metazoa; Chordata; Mammalia; Primates; Cercopithecidae.
CAUUACCUCCAGCAGCUCCCUCACAGCGUCAUCAACAUUGACACCCACACGUUUAUCUCCACUGACAGCCCCAGGGACUCUCUAACCAGCAAGUGGUACACAGAUUCCCUCAGUCUCCCUGUCUCUGAACCUCUGUGUCCAUUUCCUGCAGAUCCCCCAGAGGUAUCCAUCUCUGGCUAUGAUAACAACUGGUACCUCAGCCAGAAUGAGGCCACCCUGACCUGCGACGCUCGCAGCAACCCAGAGCCCACAGGCUACAACUGGAGCACGACCAUGGGUCCCCUGCCACCCUUCGCUGUGGCCCAGGGCGCCCAGCUCCUGAUCCGUCCUGUGGACAAACCAAUCAACACAACUUUCAUCUGCAACGUCACCAAUGCCCUAGGAGCUCGCCAGGCAGAACUGACCGUCCAGGUCAAAGAGGGACCUCCCAGUGAGCCCUCAGGCAUGUCCAGUAACAUCAUCAUCUUCCUGAUUCUGGGAAUCGUGAUUCUUCUGACCCUCCUGGGUAUCGGGGUUUAUUUCUAUCGGUCCAGAUGUUCCCGUGAGGAGCAUGCCAGCGCCUCGGCUAAUGGGUAUAUCUCCUAUUCAGAUGUGAGCAGAGAGGCCAGCUCUUCCCAGGAUCCACAGACAGAGGGCACAAGGUGACACCGUCGGGACUGAGCAGGGAGAGAGACUGGAGCUGGCAAGGACAUGGGCCUCCGGAGUUGGACCCCACCCCAAUGGAUGAAGACCCCCUCCAAACAGACCAGCCUCCCUCCCUGUGUCAGACCUCAAAACGAGGGGGGCAGGUGCAAGUUCAGAGGUCUCCAAGACUACCCUCUGUUCAUUUGCUAGAAGGACUCACUAGACUCAGGAAAGCUGUUAGGCUUACAGUUACAGCUUGUUACAGUAAAAAGAUAGGGAUUAAGAUGAGCACAGGGAGGAGGUGCACAGCCCAUGUUCCAAGAGAGAUGAGGCGCCAGCUACCAGCUGCCCUCUCCCAGUGGAGCCAUAGAGGCAGCACCUGAUUCUCACAGCAACGACAUGUGACGACAUGCAAGUCCUGCCAACCAGAGCAGCUCACUCGAGAUCUUCAUGUCCAGAGUUUGUUGUUUGUCUUGAGACAGGGUCUGGCUCUGUUGGCACACUGGAGUGCAGCGGUGAGAUCACAGCUCAUUGCAGCCUUGACUUCUCAACUCCAAGUCAUCCUCCCACCUCAGCCUCCUGAGUAGCUACGACUACAGGUAUGUGCCACCAUGUCUGGCCAAUCUUUUUAUUAUUUGUAGAGAUGAGGUCUCCCUGUGUUGCCCAGGCUGGUCUUGAACUCUUGGCUUCAAGUGAUACUUCUGCCUUGGCCUCCCAAAGUGCUGAAUUAAGCAGCUCACCACCCACAUGACUGACCUCAUACAUCAAGCCAGUACCGUGUGGCCCAAGACCCCCACCAUAAGUCACAUCAUUUAUGAUGUGGCCCAGAGUGGCCCAAGACUCUCAGAUCAGCUACCAGCAGGAUAUUCCAAGGGCUUGGAGAUGAAUGCCCAGGAGCUGAGGAUAAAGGGCCUCAUCUUUGUUUGGGCAAGGUUAAGCCUCUACUGCAUAGCAGACCACACAGAAGGGUGUAGACCACCAGAGAAUUCUGGUAAAAAUUUGGCCUCUGGCCUUGAGCUUCCAAUUCUCUGUAUCCGUCAGACUUCUGUGGUUAUAAGAAAUAGCCGCUGACCCUGGUCACCAGAGGCUGCAACGCAGGCCGCAAGCAGCUGCCUGGGGUGUGUCCAAGGAGCAGAGACAACUACUGGACGUGAACUUGAAGAAGGUAGUCAGCUGCAGCCACUUUUAGCCAGCAUCUGCAGCCACUUUCAGCCAGCAUCUGCAGCCAGCAAGCUGGGACUGGCAGGAAAUAACCCACAAAAGAAGCAAACGCUAUUUCCAGCUCCAGGGGGAGGGGAUGCAGGGGGAGGCGGCACUGCAGUUGCUCAGGACACGCUCCUGUAGGACCAAGAUGGAUGCGACCCAAGACCCAGGAGGCCGAGCUGCUCAGAUGCAACUGACAAGUUUACUUUAAAAAGGUCUGUGAUCUUGAGGGCAGACACCAGAAUUCCUCUUAUAAAGAAAACUGUUUGGGAAAAUACCUUGAGGGAGAAAAGAUCUUGGGCCAAGAUGCUAAAUGAGAAUACAAAGCCUGAGCUGCUCUGCAAGAGAAAAUAAGCAGGACGGAGGAUCUGCUGUGGACAGAGAUGGAAGAGUGGGGAACAGAGAAGUGUGGGGAAGAGAUAACGAACCAGCAGGAUGGCAGUGGCAAAGGGUUCAAGGGGUGAUGAGGCCAGUGGGACCCCACAGAGUUGAGGAGACAAAGGAACAUUGGUUGCUUUGGUGGCACAUAAGCUCCUUGUCUUUCUCCAGCGCCCAAAAUAUCAUUAAAGCUUAUUUAUUGUACCUCCA